Drosophila ficusphila is the source of this 1087-nucleotide messenger RNA. RefSeq lists its product as uncharacterized. Gene Ontology annotation, molecular function: DNA binding. The coding region runs from base 155 to 976 and encodes 273 amino acids. Lineage: Eukaryota; Metazoa; Arthropoda; Insecta; Diptera; Drosophilidae. The transcript is spliced from 2 exons. The record is from RefSeq and is a predicted model, not a curated record.
AAAUCGUGUCGAGCUGAGCAGAACGUCUGGAAUCGGGCAACGCGAGUUAAAUUGUGUAAAUCUUUAUACCCUAAAUCUGGUCGAAAGUUCUUCACUGUCUUUCUUCGCGCUUCUUCCCUUGGUUUGGAUACGCGAUUGUUGUUUUUUCACCAGCAUGGAAAGAUUUGGAGUUCCACGAGGCAAACGCCCUCGAGUUCAAGUCUCAAUGGAUGACAAAGAGAAAGCUAUUGCCCGAAUUCGAGGUGGAGAAACCAAGGCCGGUAUAUCCAGGGAGCUUGGUGUUCCAGAAUCCACAGUGCGCGGAUGGGUCAAAAGAGCCGAACAGCGAAUGGCUCGCGAUGCCGCUGGCCAGUCGGGUACCAACAACUAUUCCUCAAUUCUGGCCAUGGCCUUGACCAAACCGCAGGUCACAAUCAGUACAAAGGCGUCGCUUUCGUCUGUCAACUCAAAAUUAUGCCCUUCAUCGCCUCCCUUGGCCUUGAAAUCCCUGAAGCUGCCCCAAAAGCGAGAUAUUAAUGGUCAUUCUGUCCAGAAUCCAGCAAUGGCUCCCGUUUCCAUACCCGUUCCCAUUCCUGUGCCUUUUCCAGUGCCACCCACUAUUUCCACCGACAGUCAGCAACAGAUUAUUGCAUGGUUGCAUAUUUUCAAUGCCGGUCUCCUGAAUUUCACCCUGAUCGCCACCGCUGCAGUGCUUCAGGCUCGUUCCCGUGGAUUGGCGGAUCGCCUGCCAUUGUGGCAAAUCAUUACGGAUUACGUUGACGAAGCCGGACGAACUGCGGCUGGAAUUGGGGGUCAGUACCUUAAGGCAGCCCCUUCAACGCUCGUAUCGAGUAAAACACAGUUGAUGGGACCAACGAGUCCCAGGCACAGAAUGAUGCACGGGCGUCCUUUUCGUGGGAAACUAAAGAAUCCUCCGGUCCACAUCACAGCGGAAGAUGACGAGGAUGGUUCCACAGACGCCGAGUCGGAACAGUGAUAAAUACAGCAAUUUUACUCUUUGAACGAUUGGAAUUUGAAAGCUGUUUAUUAAAUGUUAAUUAAAUAUAAUCAUGGGACUUUCAAAUCCAGAUUAUGUGGUACAAAAACC